Molecule: messenger RNA, 1767 nt
Organism: Rangifer tarandus platyrhynchus (Svalbard reindeer)
Lineage: Eukaryota; Metazoa; Chordata; Mammalia; Artiodactyla; Cervidae
Source: the annotation of a GenBank genome assembly
AUGGAUGCUAAUGAUGACCCUGAGGAAGAUCAUCUCACAAGUUAUGAUGUUCAGCUCAGUAUUCAAGAAUCUAUUGAAGCCAGCAAGACUGUAUUUUAUCCUGAAAGAUUUGUACCACUAAGCGAUCAGAACAGAAAGCUUGUGGAGGCCAUACAGCAAGGUCACAUUCUUGAACUCCAGGAGUAUGUGAAAUAUAAACAUGCUUUGGAUGAAGCUGAUGAAAAAGGAUGGUUUCCAUUGCAUGAAGCUGUUGUUCAACCCGUUCAGCAGAUACUUGAAGUUGUCUUGGAUGCAUCUUAUAAGACGCUCUGGGAGUUCAAGACCUCUGAUGGAGAAACACCUUUGACUUUGGCAGUCAAAGCUGGUCUGGUGGCAAAUGUAAAAACUUUACUAGAGAAAGGAGUGUGGCCAAACACCAAAAAUGACAAAGGAGAGACACCCCUUCUGCUUGCUGUAAAAAGAGGCUCCUAUGACAUGGUGUCUGCACUGCUUAAACACAACACCAGUCUUGACCAGCCCUGUGUGAAGCGAUGGUCAGCAAUGCAUGAAGCAGCCAAACAAGGCCGCAAAGACAUCAUAGCUCUGCUACUAAACAAUGGAGGCAAUGUCCACCUGAAAGACGGAUUUGGAGUGACCCCAUUAGGUGUCGCGGCCGAGUAUGGUCACUGUGAUGUGUUGGAACAUCUGAUCCACAAAGGAGGUGACGUACUUGCUUUGGCAGAUGAUGGUGCAUCAGUGUUGUUUGAGGCAGCAGGAGGGGGCAAUCCUGACUGCAUCUCCCUCCUGCUGGAAUACGGAGGAAGUGGAAACAUACCUAACAGGGCAGGGCAUCUCCCGAUACACCGAGCUGCCUACGAGGGACAUUACCUUGCACUGAAAUAUCUUAUUCCAGUAACAUCCAAACAUGCAAUCCAGAAAAGUGGGCUAACACCAAUUCACUCAGCAGUAGACGGACAAAAUGCACAGUGCCUAGAACUGCUUAUUGAAAACGGCUUUGAUGUCAAUAGCCUGCUUUCUGACCACAUUUCUGAGAGCUAUGAUGACGAACGGAAGACUGCGCUCUAUUUUGCUGUUUGCAAUAAUGAUAUCCUUUGCACAGAAAUCCUCCUGGCUGCAGGUGCAGACCCAAACCUAGAUCCCCUCAACUGUCUACUGGUGGCAGUGAGGGCCAAUAAUCAUGAAAUUGUCCGGCUGCUUCUUGCCCACGGAGCUAAUGUCAAUUGUUACUUCAUGCACGUGAAUGACACUCGUUUCCCCAGUGCCAUACAGUAUGCCCUAAAUGACGAGGUAAUGCUCAGGCUGUUGCUGAAUAAUGGCUAUCAGGUGGAGAUGUGCUUUGAAUGCAUGCACGGGGACAUCUUUGGAAACUCGUUUGUGUGGUCGGAGAUAGAGGAAGAGGUACUGCCGGGAUGGACAUCUUGUGUCAUAAAAGAUAACCCGUUCUGUGAGUUUAUUACAGUCCCCUGGAUGAAGCACUUGGUAGGCAGCGUUAUUCGUGUAUUAAUAGAUUACAUGGAUUAUAUCCCUCUGUGUGCUAAACUGAAAUCUGCACUAGAAGUACAGAGAGAAUGGCCAGAAAUCCGUCAAAUACUAGAGAAUCCCUGCUCAUUAAAACAUUUAUGUCGGUUAAAAAUUCGAAGACUGAUGGGGCUGCAGCGGCUCUGCCAGCCAACCUUGAUGGAGAAGCUCUCUCUACCACCAACUAUUCAAAGAUACAUAUUAUUUAAAGAGUAUGACCUUUAUGGACAAGAGCUAAAAUUGCCAUAA